GAGCUAGAACAUAUAUUUCCUUCACUACACUUGAGAACAGCUCCAGAUCGCUUUCUCAAUCUACAUAUCCUACCACGCGAUAUCUAGUAAGAUGGACGAUGACGAGAUUCUGUAUAUCAACACUAUGAUGCAUUCUACACUUUGGUUGGCCAAAUGUCGCCAUCAAAUUCCAGCCUGGGUUUCUGAGUUCCACCCUCAAAAGCUACCUUGCAAACUACUUCAUGACACAAACAAGCACGACCGUCACGGCUCAUAUAACUGGCUAGUACAGGUUGUGUUUGAGAAUGCCGAGGAGUGGAUAGUCCGAUUUCCUAAAGGGACCAAAGUCAGAUACCCCGAUGAGAAAGUCGAGGCUGAAGUAUCAACACUGAAACUUAUACGAGACAAGACAGAUAUUCCUGUUCCCGAGGUCAAAGCCUGGGGUGUGGCUGAGGACAACAUACUUGGGCUAGGCUCGUUCAUUAUGAUGUCAGUCAUCAAAGGCACCAGCUUGGACAGCAUUCUGCUCAAAUCUGAACCUGGCGCCAGAGGUAUGCGGCAAGACAUUAGUGAUGAGGUAGUGGCAAUAAUCUAUCGCCAAGUUGCUCGAUUCAUGCUCCAGCUUUUCAAGCUCGACUUUGCCCGGAUCGGCAGCUUGUCCGAGCCCCCGGCAGGAACAGUGGACAUAGGGUACGCCGCAUCAGUACAUUCACGGCCUUUUACGUGGAGGGCACACGAAAUGUUAGUUCUCUGUGGAGUUGACACAUACUGCCCAAAAUCUGCAACGUUUUCGUCUACUACAGACUACUUCACCCAUGUCGCCGACGGAGACCUUCAACAGUUGCACCAGCAACGAAAUGCGGUCGACAACGAAUCAGAUGCGCGAAACAAGCUCAUCUGCUCGGAAACACUUAAGUCUCUUAUCCCGCGCCAUGUGUUCGCGAAGUACGACAAAGGGCCGUUCAAACUCAUCUGCGACGAUUUUGGCCCAUCAAACAUGAUUGUAGACAAUGAUCGGGACUUGAAUAUUGUCGGUGUCAUUGAUUGGGAAUGGUCGUAUGCUGGGCCUUGUCAGCUCUUCAGCUCUCCUCCUCGAUGGCUACUCCUGCAAUCCCCAAACGAGUGGGGACGAGACGAUGAAGAGGUUGCCACCGGGUAUGAAAAGGCCUUGCAAGUGUUCCUAGAGGUCUUGGAGGAAGAGGAGCGAAGUACUCUCCAAGAUAUGCCAUCGACUGAGAGGCUGUCAGCUCUCAUGAGAGAGUGCAACGAAGAUGGGCACAAUUGGUUUCACUGCAUAAUGCGCGACGGUUUCAAUGGUCCUGAUAGGUUCGUGUGGCAACAGCUCAAAGCUGCAACGCCAGACUUUGACCAGCUUGCUAGCGCAGUCUCAGAAGAGAUGAUCACUGCGUUCAUCGAGGAGAAGAUGGUUGCCUUAGCCGCGUACAAAUUGGAAAGCGCCAAGAAGCGAAGUCUAUCAGAAUUAGUGGAUGUCCCUCUCUGAUCAUUACCGUGACGAUUAUCAUCAUUCUCUGUCGGUGAAGGAAAUCUCAUGGACGACUAUUAUUGC
This is a messenger RNA of Mollisia scopiformis, 1546 nucleotides long. RefSeq lists its product as uncharacterized. Bases 92 to 1480 code for a protein of 462 amino acids. The transcript is spliced from 2 exons. Lineage: Eukaryota; Fungi; Ascomycota; Leotiomycetes; Helotiales; Mollisiaceae. The record is from RefSeq and is a predicted model, not a curated record.